AUGCAUAAACUAUGCCAGACCUAUGACGCUCUCACUGUGAAUACUGAAUGCACGGUUGAGAUAUACGGUACAAUAAAGGAAGUUCCGGAAGGUAAAGAGGCACCGAAUGGGCAUGAGUUAAUAGUUGAUUUCUGGAAAAUAAUAGGAAACGCACCUCCUGGAGGCAUUGAUAAUGUGUUAAACGAAGAAGCAAGUGUCGACAAAAUGUUGGACAAUAGACAUUUGGUUAUUCGAGGUGAAAAUGCUGCUGCAUUGCUACGUUUGAGAGCAGUUGCUACUCGAGCAAUGCGGAAACAUUUCUAUAAUGCUGGCUAUGUGGAAGUUGCACCACCAACUUUAGUGCAAACGCAGGUAGAAGGUGGAUCAACGUUAUUUAAUCUGGACUAUUUUGGUGAACAGUCUUUUCUUAAUCGUCACAGCUCUAUUUAG
Brugia pahangi is the source of this 429-nucleotide messenger RNA. The record is from the annotation of a GenBank genome assembly. NCBI's taxonomy places the organism in Eukaryota, Metazoa, Nematoda, Chromadorea, Rhabditida, Onchocercidae.